Cuscuta epithymum is the source of this 1458-nucleotide messenger RNA. NCBI's taxonomy places the organism in Eukaryota, Viridiplantae, Streptophyta, Magnoliopsida, Solanales, Convolvulaceae. The record is from the annotation of a GenBank genome assembly.
GCAUCAUGCUUACGGUAGUUCACACUUGUCUCGCCACAAGCCCGCCCGCUUCUGUCGGCGACGCUUUUUGUUCUCCGCCGCGAACCACCGACUUCGAACCCACGCGCCGCUGUCAGAGACCCCCCCUUAGAAAUGUCAACUGCCGCUAUUCUUCCUCUUGCGCCAAUCACUAGUACCCACCUCCGUUCACAUGCACCGCAGAUCACCCGAUUCCUCCCCCACGCCUCCUCAUCCAUGAACCUCCUUCGACCACUCCUCCGCAACAGCCAUCUCCGUCGUCUCUCCGUCUCCGCCGCCGCAGUCCGUCAGGAUACCACCGUCUGGACUCCGGCCCCUCUCUCGACUGUCUCUCCCGCGGCCGAGUCGCUCUUCCACGUUACCAUCGACGUGUCCGACUCUCCUGACCUCGCGGUUUCCCAUACCAAGGCUGGGCAGUACCUCCAGCUCCGCGUCCCAGACGUCGAAAAGCCUUCAUUCCUUGCUAUUGCCUCCCCGCCGACCCUUUCUGCCGCGAAGGGCGUCUUUGAGUUUUUAGUGAAGACCGUCCCUGGCUCGACAGCGGAGCUUCUGUGUAAUCUCCAAAAAGGAGACGUGGUGGAGCUGAGUUCGGUGAUGGGGAAAGGUUUCGAGAUUGAUCUGAUUUCUCCGCCAGAGAAGUAUCAGACUGUUCUGAUUUUCGCCACCGGGUCUGGAAUAAGUCCUAUUCGGUCUCUGAUUGAGGGAGGAUUUGGUGCUGACCAAAGAUCUGAUGUGCGAUUAUAUUAUGGUGCCCGCAAUCUAGAGCGAAUGGCUUAUCAGGAUAGGUUUAAAAGUUGGGAGUCUAGUGGAGUUGAAGUUGUGCCAGUAUUAUCUCAACCAGAUGAUUUUUGGGAAGGAGAGCGUGGCUAUGUGCAGGCUGCAUUUGCCAAAGCCAAAAAGCUUUUUAGAGCACAGUCAACCGGUGCAGUCCUUUGUGGACAAAAACCAAUGGCUGAGGAGGUAACUUCUAUACUUAUAGCUGAUGGCGUCUCGGCUGAAAAGAUAUUGAAGAAUUUCUGACCUCAGAAUUUAGAACCAGAUUGUUGUAUUACUAUUGAGUUUUCAAUAGCAACAAAAAAUUAAUUUGACCUGGGCAGACAGCAUACUGCAACUUUUUUGCACAAAGUUUGGUUGCUGCAUUCACAUUUGAUCUCAAACCGACCACAAGGUAGUGAUAGAUGCUCGGAGUUUGUAGGUGCAGACUUUAUACUCUUCAUUUUUGCCGUCUGUCUAUUAUCAUAUGAACUGAGAUGGAGCACAACUUUGAUCCAAUAUAGAAAUAAUAAUAAUUAUAUUAUAUCGUAGAACUACAUUCUUUGUAUUGAAAAAAGAGUCAGAGUUUUGUAUGUACAUUUGAAAUAUUUGUAUCAGAAGUUUUGUGAUGGAUAUUCUUUGUCUUGAACAGAAGUUUGAAAUUGUAUGAGUGUUCAGGUACUUCAA